Suillus subaureus is the source of this 780-nucleotide messenger RNA. RefSeq lists its product as uncharacterized. The transcript has a single exon. The record is from RefSeq and is a predicted model, not a curated record. Lineage: Eukaryota; Fungi; Basidiomycota; Agaricomycetes; Boletales; Suillaceae. The annotation marks the transcript as partial.
AUACGAGUCACAGCCCUAUUUGACAAAGGAGCAAUGAUCAGUGCAAUGUGCUCCUCAUUCUUUGAAAAAAUCAAGCAUUGUCUUGGGAAUUGGACACCAUCAAGCAAACGACUGCAAAUGGCCAAUGGUGCUAUCAUUCCUUCACACACAACAUGGAGAGGAGAGGUUGAAAUCAAAGGAAUCAAAGCAUAUGGGGAGUUCAAGGUGUUCGACAGUGGUGGCAGAUGGAAGUUUCUAUUUGGGAAACCAAUGCUACACGCAUUCAAAGCCAUUCACAACUAUCAGACAGACAAAGUAGAUAUCAUAGGCAUUGGAGGAACAUGCACAUUACACAACCUCAGCCUAGCAAAGAAAGCUUCUAUCAACAAAGUGGUAGAGGAAGUACACAACCUAGGAGCAUCAUCAGAAGAUCAAGGUGAAGAUAGAAAUAAACACCCACCAGUGCAUCAAGAGAAGAAGAAUCCGAAACCAAAGCCGAACUGUUUAGCUGGCCACAAUGCAGCUAGACAUGUAGGAGGUCAAAGAUGGAGAAUGAGCGAAGAGUCAAAAACAAAACAGCAGGUGAGCACAGAAGACAAGAAUACUGACCCAAUUACACCAACAGAGAACGAAAUACCCAUUUGCAUACUAACAGAAGAUGGAGACAUGCCCAAAGCAUUGAUAGAAGCAAUGUUGAAAGAAAUACCAGUAGGCUUCCUAGAAAAUGACAAUGCCAUUUUCACAAGGCUUACGGACCCAUUCAACGCAAAUCGAGUAGCCUUUAUCAUCAAGAAAGUUUGA